CGCUGGGUUCCUGCACGCCGCGGCGCGCGCACUCCCUUGGACUGAGCCCGAGUUUCUCCACGCGAGCGGGUGGGCGCGCGCGCUCUCAGGACGUGGAGAGGGAAGGAAACCCUGUGGUAGCGGGCGGGGCCAGGUAGCCAAGCAGCAACCGCCGCCACCGCAGCUCCUUCCCACUCUUUGCCAACUGCCUGCUCCCUGCUCGUUACCUGGCCCGCGCCCCGCAGCUCCUCAAGUUCUACCCCCAGCAGCCCAGGGCAGCGCGCGCCAUGGCCCCGCGGAAGAACGCGAAGGGCGGCGGCGGUGGCCACAGCAGCAGCAGCAGCCCCGGCAGCAGCAGCGCGGGUGGUGGCGGCGGCGGCAGCAGCAGCAGCAGCAGCAGUAGCAGUAGCGCAGGGUCUCGCAGAGAGACAAAGCAUGGUGGACAUAAGAAUGGAAAGAAAGAAGGACUCUCUGGAAGUUCAUUUUUCACAUGGUUUAUGGUAAUUGCCUUGCUGGGAGUCUGGACUUCUGUAGCUGUCGUUUGGUUUGACCUUGUUGAUUAUGAGGAAGUUUUAGCCAAAGCAAAGGACUUCCGUUAUAACUUGUCAGAGGUACUUCAAGGGAAGCUGGGAAUCUAUGAUGCUGAUGGUGAUGGUGAUUUUGAUGUCGAUGAUGCCAAAGUUUUAUUAGAGGAACCAGGUGGGGUAGCCAAGAGAAAAGCUAAGGCCAAAGUGAAAGAAGUGAUUAAAGAAGAGCUUAAGAAAGUAAAGGAAAAACCAGAGUCAAAGAAGGAAAGUAAGAAUGAAGAUAAAAAGAAGGGGAAGAAAGAAAAAGAUGACCGGAAGGAUAAAUUUGCUGCUGAUUCAGAUAAAUACAAAAAAGAGUCUUCCAAAGGUAAAAAAGAUAGAGAAAAAGAGAAAAUAGGACUAGAAAAAAGUACCAAAGACAAAGAGAUUGUGAAAAGAUCAGUAAUUGGAAAGGAUGCUUCUACUAAAAUGGCAUCCAGACAUAAAGAAGAGAAAAAAGUAGAUAAAAAUCCUUCUAAGCUUGGAAGCUCAGCAGAGGGUCAAGACCGGAAAAAAAAGAAUUAAACCUACUUCCAUUGUCGUGGAAUGUUAAAUGUUGUGCCUUUAAUUAUUUGUUAAAUUACUAAAUGAUAUUAUAAAUUUGCAAUUUCCCGAAACUCAUUUUUCUGAUCCUGUUAAGCCAAGAUUAUGGUUAAUUUUUGUAAUAGCUCCUUAAAAACUCUGUAUUCACAGGUAUGUUUACUUGUAAAUUAAUAGUGCUGAUUCCACAAUGAAUUUAAGGAAUUUAUUUUCAAGAUUCAAAACUUGACUGAUUUAAUAACUUAUUUCAUUAAUUUAAUUUGCUUUCUGUGUAUUGAAAUAUUUUUUCAAGGUAUGUUUAGCUACAUCAUGUUUAGAUUAUGUUCAAAAUGGAAAUUUUUAUUGUUUUCCUUUAAUAUUCACAUUUUAACAUAAAAUAUAAUUUUCUUUAUCAUGUACACAGAAUGUCUAUGACUAUUACAUUCUUAAUAGCUAGCAUACUUAAUCAGUGUAUGUGUCAUAUCACAGUAAUAAACUAUGAGCUCCUUUGGGAGACAUUUAUCAUCUUCAUAUAUACAAUGCCUAGCAUGUAGAAGGUGCUUAAAUUGAAUUGAAUCGGACAGUAAGUACUUAGGUAUGCGAGAGUAAUACAUAUGUGAAUGAAUAUAUGUAUAAGUUUGGCCUUUCAUGAACUUCUUGCUACUAGGAGACUGUAAGCUCCUUGAGGGCAGUGAGUGUUUCUUCUUUUUUUUUAAAUUUGCAUCAUCAGCAUCUCAUGUGUGUUGUAGAUGCAUCAUAAAAACUUAUUGGAUAUGUUGAAUUCCCAAGGAGUUUAAUUACUGAAGUGACACACAGGUUGAGUUACAGGGCACUUUUAAAGACUAAAUAUUUUUAUAAAAGUUUUGUUUACUUAAACUUAAAACGAUAAUGCUGUAUCAUUUUUCAAUAUAUGUGCAGAAUGUUGUCAUUUUGAGAUAUAUUGUAGUGUCACAUAAUUAUGGAACAUUAUAAAAGAACUUCAUUUUAACCUUCAGAUGAGCAGAAAAUACUUCUUUUAAAAUAUUUUUUUAAAGAAAAAUAUGUUCCAAACACUUUUUCGAUUUCUUUUGUAUAUAGAGGUUCAAGUCUCUAAUUAUGGCAAAUUGUAAAAUCUAGUUCCUUUGUGUUUAAAGGGCAAUCUUCUCAUUUUGUUUUAGCAGGGAAAAAUAUAGUGCUGCUACCCAGAGUUUAUUUUUCUUUUUGCUAUAUUGUAUUUUUUUGCAUUUUCACCAUAGUUAGGUGGUAUUUUUUUUUAAGUGAGGCAAUUGGGGUUAAGUGACUUGCCCAGGGUCACACAGCUAGUAAGUGUUAAGUGUCUCAGGCCAAAUUUGAACUCAGGUCCUCUUGACUCCAGGGCCGGUGCUCUAUCCAGUGUGCCACCUAGCUGCCCUCUAGGUGGUAAUUUCUAAACACACUGUAAUUUCUAGAUUUGUGUGUUUAUGUCUGCUUUACAAGUAUAUUUCACUGCUAAAAUUUAACAUCUAGAAAUUCAGUUUAUGCAAAUUCUGUCUGAUACACCUAGAAAAGUAUGUAACUUCCUUCAAUUCCUAAGUUCUAAAAUGGGUGCUUAAUAAUUAAUUUAUAGAUUAAAGUAAUGGAAUUUUAAAAAGGGUUUAUUUAUAUCUUCUUCUAGCAGAUGGUGACUCAUUUACUGUGUUGACAAAAUAUAUAGAUUAAAGGAAAUACAAAAGGAAAGGUUUAUGAGUGGUAAUUUAUCCAUCAGUAUUAUAAUUUUUAAUCUAGUUUUAUCAGAAGUCAGGCAAUUUUAUGUUUUUAUUGAAGGAUAAUAUUGUAAUAAUUUUAGGUGUGAUGUAGGUGAUGGAUAAUAGCUACUGGACAAGGCAUUCUAAUAGAGAAAACUGUAAAUUUUAAAUAAAUGAAUUAAAAAUGAUAACCUUUGCUUAUAACUGAUGGACAUUCAUCAACUCCACAUAUUAAUGACUUUAUUUUCAAUUUAAUCAAUGUUUUUCUCUUCUGUACCUGAUGAGUACUGAUAUCUGUAUAUUAAAACAAAUGCAAAUGUAUUCUGAAACUGAUUAGGAAGUAUAGGACUUGAUAUUUUAAUUCAUUUGGCUUAGUAAAAUUCAGAUCUGAUCUUUAUUAAAAGAGGUGACACAUUUUAUGCUACUGUAUUUUAUUUUAACAUUGUGACUCAUUUGCUACUAACAUACGUGGUUAGUUAAACAUUUGUUUCAAUUUGCCGAAGUUAUACUUGAGGUACACUUUUAAAUCUAUCAUCUUAAAAUUAUUUGUAUUCAUGAAUAUAUUUCUGACUAAAAUAUAUUUCUUUAAAAUACUGCUUUUUAAGAUUAGGUAUAGUGAACUGAAAGUAAUUUAAUUUAAAACUGGUCUGAUUGCUUCAUGUUUUUCUUUAUAAUCAUCAUUUUGCAUUUUUGUAUUAGUGGAGUUUCAAAAUUCUUAAGUGACUAGGUUAAUAAGUCAGUUCUGAAGUUAUAUUAAACCUGAUAAUUAUUCCUGGCUCACUUUCUCCAUCCCUUAUUUCUUCCUUAUUUGUCCCAAUAAUCUCUACUUUUUCUUAACCUCAACAGUGAAGCUGAGUUAAAGUCCUUGAUAUAAGCCAUUCAAUGUUAUAACAAUGAGUAUAACUCUCAUAAGAGAAAUGUCAAUAUAAAGACAAUCCUCAGUUUAUAUUUUAGUUGUAGAAUCUUGCAGUUUUUUUUCCAAUUUUGUUUGAAACUUGAAAUGUGCUUUUUAAAAUAAGAUUUUUUAAUAAAGGAUGCUUAGUAACCUUAGAAAAGAAACUUACAGGGGCAGCUAGGUGGUGCAGUGGAUAGAGCACCAGCCCUGGAGUCAGGAGGACCUGAGUUCAAAUCCGGCCUCAGACACUUAACACUUACUAGCCGUUUGACCCUUGGCAAGUCACUUAACCCCAAUUGCCUCACUUAAAAAAAAAAAAAGAAAAAAGAAAAGAAACUUACUCAACUCACACUGUGACUGAACCGUAUUGCAAUAUCCCCUGAUUUCCAUUUGUAACACUAUGCCUGGAAAAGCACAUUGAGAGUUCUACUAGAAGAUGCCAGGGCAUUUCUUUCUUCCUCCUAUGCCCUCCUCCUGCCCUUAUCCAGUCACCUUCUAGGUAGUGGAAAAUAAUGCACAACAAGAGCUGGCAUAAACUAUGAAGGCUAUUUCCUUUUUUCUUUUAGGAUACAGAAGUAUCCUCUUAUUAUUUUCCAAAUUACUCUUUUUUUGUUGGUGGGGCCAAAUUACAUUUUAAAAUUUAUUUUUAACAUUCAUUUAAAACAUUUUUGAAUUUCCAAAUUCUCAUACCCCCUCCUAUUUUCCCCCCAUCCGUUAAGUGGGCAAGCAGUAUGAUAUAAGUUAUAAAUGUGAAGUCAUGCAAAUCAUAUGUCCAUAUUAACUAUAUUAAAAACAAAAAGCAAGAAAAAGAAAGUGAAAAAAAUGCUCUUGGAGUCAUCAGUUCUCUGCAGUUGGAUAGCAUUUUUUUUAAUGGGUCCUUUGGAAUUGUCUUGGACCAUUGUAUAGAUCAUAGUAGCUAAGUCUUUCAUAGGUGUUCAUUGUUACCGUGUUGCUGAUUACUAUUUACAGUGUUCACUUGGUUCUAUUCCAUUUUGCAUCAAUUCAUUUAAGUCCUCUCAGGUUUUUCUGAAACCAUUUCCCUCAUCAUUUCUUAUGGAACAAUACUAUUCUAUGAUGGAUUAUUUCAAAUUCAGUUUUCCAUCAUCCCCUGUUUUUUUUCUUAGGAGUCCAGGUAUUGGUACACUUGAUUCUAUGCUUAGAGCCAGAGUUUCUCUACUUCACACAUUCACCUUAUACACAUUCAAUUUCUUCUCCGGGUCUCCUGACCUUGAGUCAUUUACAUAUCACCUUUGUGGGUUUUCUAAGGGUUUAUAUAAACAACAUUUUUAUCUGUUUCAUGGGUUACUUUGGGCAAAAUAUCGAUCACCUUGUGGCCAAGGUAGCAACAAUGAGCCUUUACAUUUAGCUAAGCAGGUCUUCAUACAGUAGAAACUUGGUCUCUCCAAGACCAUACUUGAACCCUUUGUAGCUUGAAAGAAUCCAUCAGAACUUGAACUUUGCAGGCAUGACGUUUCAGCACCCUUGGCCACUUCUGUCAUGAUAAGUGUAGUUAUCUGGAGAUCAGAGAUCCAUAAUACAUAGUGGUUACAACAUUGAAGAAACAGAUUGAGUUUAAAAGGGUGCCACUCUUGGGUCCUCAUGCUUUCUCUUUUUUCUUCUCAUUU
Messenger RNA from Dromiciops gliroides (monito del monte), 5287 nucleotides. RefSeq names its product aspartyl/asparaginyl beta-hydroxylase-like. Gene Ontology annotation, biological process: peptidyl-aspartic acid hydroxylation. The transcript has 6 exons. NCBI's taxonomy places the organism in Eukaryota, Metazoa, Chordata, Mammalia, Microbiotheria, Microbiotheriidae. The record is from RefSeq and is a predicted model, not a curated record. The coding region runs from base 267 to 1070 and encodes 267 amino acids. Gene Ontology annotation, molecular function: peptidyl-aspartic acid 3-dioxygenase activity. Gene Ontology annotation, cellular component: membrane; endoplasmic reticulum.